UGAAGGCAAUAAAAGGUGUCAUUUUGCUUGAAUUCUCAAUAAAUCCAUAAUGGCUAACACGGUACAACAUGUUAGUACUACAGAGCCCACUAUCUAAAGGCAUACAUCACCAGUGUCUACCACUACAGUUUACGAGAGAAGAUCCCAGUUAGUUAUGAUUGUGGGCAUCCAUGUCUAUGAGGUAAUUAACCAUUUCAUUCAUGGGUAUGAUCUAAAACUGAGGUUUUCCAGCAGGAUAACGCACACUGCUGCCAUUACUAGAGAAGCUCAUCUAAUCAAGGGAAUUUCCGGCUAGCCUACCUACUCACACCUAAUCAGACUCCAACCAAAAACAUUGGAGUCUUUUUAAAAGAUCAGCUAGAUUCUGCCCCUUGCCCAGCCAUAACUUACCUCAGCUGUUAGGGAUCAAUAAACAGGACGCUCAAUAGAGUUGUACUCCAAUAUUCGCUGAUUCAAUGCCAUAUCAUUGAAAUACUACUAGACAUAAUUGCAUAACUCUUACAAGGCAGAUGUUGACUUACAGUAGUGUCUUCAGACAGCAGCUACACAAACGCAUUCAGCAAUAUGAUCAGCUCUGGACCAAUCAGCUGAGGCUGGUACAUCACUUUCAUUUUUGAUCUCCAGAUUACUUGCUUCAAAAUGGAUGUACGAGAAGUCAGAGUCUGAUUCAGCAUUCAGCAGUAUUUUUGCUUUGCACACUCGCUUCGCUCUUUACCAGAUUCGCCUUUAGCUCCGACAGCUAGUGCCUGCGUGAAGAACUCUUCGGCAGCCAGCAGAAGUACACAGCAGAGUUAAGAGUUAAUGACUUGUUUGAAAAGCUGUUCUCAGAGACCUUUGAUUUUAAUUACAUUUUCCAAAUUUUGGUGGUCUUGAAGGAUGUCUUCAUGGUAUUACAACUUCCAUUUUUGUCAUUGUGUGUUUAUAUGAAUUGUAGCUUGCCGGUACUGAUCUAAUUGAGUCUUCCUGUUAACUUUGCUGUUUUUAGGUAGGAUGGCUCACUGUUGCCACACAAUUUCCGUAGCAGGCUGGCUGAUUUCACAGGCUUCCCUGUGGGUUGUGUUGAAGCUGCUCAUACUGUUUGCGACUCAUUGCUGAUGCCAUCCCCAGGCAGAUUCAGCUAUGAUCUAAAACCACUCCUCAGCCACGAGGGCACCACAGCAUCAGACAGCCUGACGGAACUGAAGCAGCACAUGUCGCUGGUCACAUGGAAUUACACGAUUGACAUGGUCACAGAUGGUAGGAACCGAGGUGGAUGGAGUUGGAGGAAGCAUCAAACAAGAAAGGGGUGCGAUUACGAUAAGUGGAUGGGGACAGAGCAGGGAAGAACAACAUUGAAAAGUCAUGACUGUUGUACAGGGGUCCUUAAGUUCCACCCUGGAGGGCUGCUGUAGCUGCAUAUUUUUGUUCUAACUCCUGUGCUUAACUACAGGGUGUGCACAAAGUCCGUAUACCCCUAUCUUUAGGAGCAAUUACAGGAAUAAUCAUGACAAAUUGGUUCCUGUGGACAUCAGCCCAAGUCUUCCCGGUAUUUCGAGGUGUGUUUCCGACAUCCCAUCUGGUGCUGACACCUGCUACCGCUCAAGAAAUCGCAACAACGUGGCGGUCAUUCCAAGACAAAGCAAUGGGUGACACGAGUGUUUUCACACUCGAGGAGCGCUUGGUGGCCACUGUGUGGGUUCAUGAGCGGCCUGUUACUGGGAAAUCGAUCAAAAAUGUCAUGGAUGACUUUGUUGUGCGUUUUGGGAAGGCAUCGCCGACAAAGAGGACGUUGUUGCAGUGGGAGAAGAAGGCUUUUGCAACAGGCAGCGUCCGAGAUGAGCCACUAAGUGGAAGACCAUCCACAAGGCAUGAAACGUGUGCAGAUGUGGCAGACUCUGUUCAACGAUCCCCAGUGAAAUCCACUCAUAAACGUGCUGCUGAGUUGCAAUUAGCGGAAUCGACAUUGCGAAAACACAUCAAACAGGACUUGCAAAUGAAAUGUUGGCGUCCAUUGCAUGUUAACGAGUUAUCAGAUGCCGACUUGGCCAGACGUCAGGAAGCUUGUGAUAUGACGCUGCACCAAUUUCCAACAAAUGCUGAAAAGGAAAAGGUUAUGUUCUCUGACAAGUGCGCGAUUUAA
Molecule: messenger RNA, 2119 nt
Organism: Polypterus senegalus (gray bichir)
Lineage: Eukaryota; Metazoa; Chordata; Cladistia; Polypteriformes; Polypteridae
Exons: 2
Coding region: 1484-2119 (211 amino acids)
Source: RefSeq, a predicted model, not a curated record